ACGUCCAACCGUGCUGAGUCAGAGAAAGGGAAGUUGCAGUGAAGACAUUGUUGUGUGUGUGUGAUUUGUGAAACUGAUAUUCAAUACGAUUUCUGCAAGUGACGAACCGUGAAAAUGUAUAUGAUCUCUUGAGACACGAAGUCUAUACUCUCCUCCUUUCAUGCUUUAAUGUAUUCAUAGUAAUAAUGAAUAGAUGAACUGUAAUAACGUGCAUGUCGGAAAAAUAGAAGAGAAGGGUAAAUUGUCUAUCUCUCUAUUAUCAGUAAAAUAACCUCGAAAGUUAAAGUGACAUGUGUGCAGAUGAUAAGCGAAGAUCUUAGUAAGAUUCCAUUCCCAAAAUAAAGUCCACUUGAUCAAGUGUGAUAAAGAAGUAAAAAAAAAAAAAAACGUUCACGGACAGAACAACAAACUAUUAAGAAUGGAAAUUGAUACCGAAUCUGCGAAAGGUGACAACGGCCUCAUGGUAACCAGCAGAAGCAAAGAGAACUAUGAUAGUGAAACUAGUGGUCAGCAUGAUUCUACAGAUAUUAAGAAACACCGCGCUGACUCCCUUGAUGAAGAAAUAGAUACCGUAAAGAACGUUGGCGAUAUGGAUGACGGAAGAGAUACGAAAGACCACGUUAAUACGACACAAAAUCAUAAUGGAACUCUAGCUAAUUCUAAAAGUCCAAUUGAAACGAAUAUCAGUAGUAAUAAAUCCUCUCACCUGAAGAAGGUAGCCAAAUCGGCAACACCUAAUCCCUCUAUUAUAAAGAAACCGCCUGAUGGAGGUUGGGGCUGGUUGGUGGCUUUUGGCAGCUUCAUCAUCACGACGCUGGUCUUCUCCCUGGCCGUCUGUUUCGGCAUCCUCUUCUCUCCCUUCUUCCUGGAUCUUGGCACGUCCUCCACCACCAUUGCCUGGAUCUUCAAUGUCCAAAUGUUUAUCUGGAAUUUCCUAAGUCCCUUCGUUCGACCUGCUGCCCAGGAGUUCGGCUGGAGAAGAAUUGGUUUCACGGGCGUGUUCUUUGUCUCUUCGUCGGUCGUCUGCUCUGCAUUCGCACCUUCGGCUGAGUUUCUCUUCUUCUCCUUCUCUCUUCUUAGCGGCAUUGGGUCAUGCCUGGCAGGAGGACUAUGCUUCCUCGUCGUGCCCACCUACUUCGACCGACGCCGAGGAACAGCAAAUGCAAUGUUGAUGUCAGGAAUAUGCAUGGGGCAGAUAAUGGGCGCUCCGUUUAUCCGCUAUCUGCAGGAGGAAUAUGCCUUCACGGGAGCUGCGUUGAUAUAUGGUGCUAUCAUCCUAAACUGUUGCAUUGGCGUGUCCUUCUUUCAGCCUCUUAAAUGGCACUUGAAGGAAACAACAGUCACAGAAAAUGGUGUACCUGAGGACGGUUCACUUCCCCUUCUAACAAAAGCAGAGAACACAGAAAAGAAUUCCGUGGAAGAAGCAGGAGCCAAAGUUCUAACACAGGACAUGAGAACCCAAGCAAGCAUCGUGAGAUCGAGAAUGCUAGAGAGGGUCAGCGAGACGUCCCACGUUUCAAAAACUUCGGAUAACAUGUCCCAGCUGUACGUCUCAUUGAUGGAGAUCCCCGAUUUGGCAAAUUCAGCAGAGACCGUUGCCAAGGACGGUAAAUCCUCUCAUCUCUGGGAACUCACUAAGCGCGUCUGUCGGUCUACACUAAACGACCUCCGGAUCUACCACUCACGGAGAGCUCUGAUCAUCAACCUCGGAAUCGGACUUUGCAUCAACAGCUACAUCAAUUUCAUCAUGAUGGUUCCCUUCAUGAUGCAGGCGAAUGGAUUCACUUUGCAGGACUCGGCUUGGUGCAUAUCGAUCUUCGGAAUUUGCAACUUGGUGACUCGCCUGUUUGUGUCUCCACUGACUGACUGGCCGAAGUUCAACAUGCGUCUGUGUUUCAUGAUGGGCUAUGCCAUCAUAUCCCUUACGAUGUUUGUUUUCCCACUACUAACCAGCCUCCUGUGGAUGGGGGUAGUCAUGGGGGUCGCAGGGUGUGGAAUCGCCGCCAACAUCACUCUCAACAACCUCAUUAUGAUCAAGUACAUGGGCCUGGAAAAGCUGCCUCAGAUGUUUGGCUCGUCGGCGCUUCUGAUCGGGUGCACGUUCAUCCUGUUCGGGCCUUUUAUUGGCUUUGUGCGCGACAUGACCGAGAGUUACGUCAUCAGCACGUGGAUCCUUGCCUCUACGUCGACCGGCAGCCUCGUUCUGUGGUUCUUCAUGCCCGCCGCUGUGGCCUACGACGCAAGGAUGGAAGCCAAGAGGAACAGGGAGAAAGAACACGUCUGAUAUCUUCUGUUCUGUCAUUUCUUUCGCUUUGCCAUGAGUUGAAAAGAAUCA
Messenger RNA from Penaeus vannamei (Pacific white shrimp), 2335 nucleotides. Its product is annotated as monocarboxylate transporter 9. Gene Ontology annotation, biological process: transmembrane transport. Gene Ontology annotation, cellular component: membrane. NCBI's taxonomy places the organism in Eukaryota, Metazoa, Arthropoda, Malacostraca, Decapoda, Penaeidae. The record is from RefSeq and is a predicted model, not a curated record. Gene Ontology annotation, molecular function: monocarboxylic acid transmembrane transporter activity.